GACGCUGGGAAAAGGAAUGCCAACAUGGACCCGUGGCAAGGACGGGAUGCGAGAGUGCUGCGACAAUAACACGACGGAGGAGGAAACAAACGCCAACAUCUGAGAGCACUUCGACGGCGCCGUCUUUCUCCGCCGAGCCUCGUCCGCACCGCACACGAUUUGUGUGAGCCCCUUCUGGAACGUCCUCUGUCCUGCGUUCGGCCUGGAUCAAUGGUGUCUCUCAGCAGCAGAACGCUGAGUUUGGAGAACGACCUGUUCAGCGGCAGCCUGUUCUCCCUCGGCCCGGGAGACGGAGCCCGCAGCGAGGGGGGCAGUUCGGCCUCCUGCGACAGCCCCGAGGCUGGGGAGCAGGGGGCUACGCACAGCUCCAGCCCUGGAGAGGAGGAAGAUGAGGAGGAGGAAGAAGACGAAGACGAGGGGGCGCGGCUGCAUAUUUUUCUCGGCGCAGUGGGAGAAGAGGAACCUGCGGGUCAGGAGCCCAAGCUGCCAGAAUUCCCUUUCCAUCCCUCUUCCCCGUUCUCCCCGACCCUGGAGGACAUAGAGGAGUUCCUGAGGGAAAAGAUGGAACUAGUCAAAGAGGGGCUCCUGGCCCCUAAAGAGGAGGCCUCCCCUCUGCCAUGCAGCGACUCUCCAUCCUCCACGGGGCCCCCGGCUGCUUCCUCAGAGACCUGCAGUGACCCAGGGACGAGUGCCUCCCAUAGCACUUCAGACACCCCUCAGACAGAGCAAAGCAGCCCCAGCCCGGCUCACCCUUCCCCUUCCGCCCAACUACACUCCUCAGCAUCCACCCUAACCCCGCCAAUGCUCCUGGGCGGUCCACUGGUCCUCCAGCUCCAGCCCCUACCUCUGGCCCAAAGUGGCAUUUGGCUCACUCAUCUGGUCAUGGGGCUCCAGGGUGCAACCGGACGAAAUCUCACCCUGCUGGCCCCGCAGGUGCCCUCCACCCCCACCACCUUGUUAUCACUAAACAGUGGAGAUACCAAGUCAGCUGACCAGAAGUACGUGAAGAUCGCCCCUCUGCCCAUCACCAUGAGAACUCUAGAGAUCACGGGUGUGACUGGGCUUGGGGGCCAGGGCAAUGGUCUGUUGAAGACUGUGGCCCCCCGGAUGACCAGAGUGCUGCCUACAGAGAGGGUCCAUAAGUGCUCCCACCCAGGCUGUGGGAAGAUGUACACCAAAAGCAGCCAUCUGAAAGCUCACUUCCGCCGGCAUACGGGAGAGAAACCCUACACGUGUAGCUGGCCGGACUGUGGCUGGAGGUUCUCCCGAUCCGACGAACUGUCUCGUCACCGCCGCUCUCACUCCGGCAUCAAGCCGUACGAGUGCUCGCUGUGCGAGAAGAAGUUCGCCCGCAGCGAUCACUUAUCCAAACACAUGAAGGUCCAUCGCAGCUCCAGGCCCAGCAGGAUCAUCAGAGCCACUGUGUGACACCUUCAGCUGGCCCAAGCCCUGCCCUGCACCCACCGGUCUGGCCUUGACCGGGGGUGGUGGGGUUGGGGUGGUGGGGGGUCCGGGUCUCCCUCAGGACUUUUGGUGCUUCACAAGCAGACCUUUCAGAGGAAUCUUGAGAGCUGGCUGCUGUUGUCCCCUCAUAGUUUCCUUCCUUUCACUCCUCCCUGGUGUUUAUCUUUCACUGUUCCUUCUGAGCAGCUCGUCAUAUACUGAGCUAACAGCCACCUCAGGAAAAACCCAGCUGAAAGUGGACUUCCUGGCCUUCACACACACACACACACACACACACACACACACACACACACACAGACACACACACACACACACACACACACACGAUAAAACACCUAACAGCAGACAGUCUCACAGAGGCCCUCUUGCAACCACUGCUUGCGCUACUGUUCCUGCUCCCAAGCUACAGGUGCUGUUGGAAGAAGGGUGGUAAUCAGUAACAGGAGUGUCUGUAAUUCUAUAAUCUCCAUUCUACUUUAGCGAUCGCCCUCUUCCUCAAAGCCAAACUUCAAGGUCCACAUGGAUAAAGCUUCCCUACGUUUCUGUACGUUGCUAAAGUGCAAAUUUACUUUGUUUAGCAUCACAUUUAUGCCGUGUAUUCUAAUCACAAGGCUUGCAAUGGACUUGUUCAAGUAGGAUGAAAUUCCGAUUAAAGCAGCAGAAUCUCCUCUAAUUACUAGUAGAGGAUUAUUACUACUAUUUUUAAAGUUACAGUUCAUUCUGAAUGAACGGCACGACUCUUUCAUGAUAUUAGGAGGAAAUGCUGAGACAUGGUUUUUGUCAGAACUUGUGGCUGUGCUUACUAUUUGGCCAAGCUGAGAAAAACUUUGAUGUUUUAUGCAUCCAGCCCUGGCCUUUUUUUGCAGUCGUCCAAUCGUAAUCCACCCUGUUUUGACCCGUAUGCCUUUUCUCAGCCCCAGUAUGCCCUAAUCUCCAUUGAUGCCUUUGUCCCUAUCACAAAACCUCACUUGAUCCUACUGUUAUCAUAUGACUGCUCUUAUUUAACUGUGAUUCUGAACUGGGGGUUGCCAAACCAGAAAUCCCUGUUCUGGCCCUGGGAGAGCAUGAAAACGACACCCUUGGUGCGUUUUAAGCUCUUUGUUCUCUGAAAUUCUCUUGAAAUCAUUGUGCAGCCGACUUAUGUGGCCUAGAUAAGUACUCGCCCUGUAUGUUAUAUUUUGGCUCAAUGGUGCAAAAGUGAUGUGAAACACUGCUCUUUCUUAUUUACAGUAGCAGUUACUGUAAAACGUUUCUCUGUUGGUUAUAGCAGCAAGAAAAGCUAUUAGGUCAAGCAGCUGGAAAGGCAGCUAACAUCUAUUCAAUCAUCUGUAUUAGCAUAGUCAAUAUAAUGUGUACGGAACAUAAAGGACAAAGAUAACGUGUACGGCUUGUAGCCUUUAUAUCGAUGUUUUUUUUUAUCAGAGAAUUUUCAAUCAGUGCAUUAAGCUAUUCAGUCAUGUUGCUGGAGAGGUUUCUGGUCUGUUAAGUGAGUUUGAUUGUAGCGUGAUCAAUCUGUGGAAUGUCAGACUGAUUGUGGUCUGGGAUUUGGAGUCCCACUCUACCUAUUCACAAACCAUUAAGCUGAGUCUGCUGGUCUCAAGUGCACUUGUGUUAGUGGAAAGUGAGAAACAGUCAUUGUGCUCUUAUGGCAGUUCCAUAAAAUGUAUUGGAGCCGUAAAAUGCCCCCCCCCGCAGACGCAGACUGCGCAGUGCAGUCACUAUUAUCGUUUGUUAUUUGAUCUCAACACUUUGGUGCUUGUUAACCUACCAGUGCUUCACAUGAAGACACUGUAUACCUGACAGCAUAACGCUUCACAUGGCUGGACUGUCUCUGUUGAACCAGCAGACACUUCCUACAAACCGUAGGCUACCGGCAAUCUAAGCGUAGCUUGAGCAACAUCGGUGCUUUUGGAUAAACUCAAAUGUAGAGCACUUCUGCAUGUAGCCGUGCACAUUGUCAUUUACGCAGCAAGCACUCUCAUAUCUUUGUCUCUUAGCAUUGUGGAUACAUUAGGUUUCACUCUUUAAAAACAACUAUGCUUACUAAUGUAGAAACCCAUUCAAAGCAGACAGACGGGCAGAUGUGUGUUUAUCUGUCUGAACCAAUGCUGUCUUUGUGUCUGAGCCUCCCCAGGCUGCUUCUACUGACCUACAUCCAGACCUGUAUUCCCUAAUAAUCAUCAUCAUCAUCAUCAUCAUCCAGUUCUCUCUCUUCUCUGUUUCUCUCUCUUAGUCCUGCCCGUGUAUCUGGUGGAACACAGGCUGUUUUAUUUUUUUUGAAUACCAGAAAUGCUAUUUUCCUAUUUGCAAAAAUAAAAAGCAUAAACUGAAAAUGCUGAA
Siniperca chuatsi (mandarin fish) is the source of this 3804-nucleotide messenger RNA. RefSeq names its product Krueppel-like factor 15. The record is from RefSeq and is a predicted model, not a curated record. Lineage: Eukaryota; Metazoa; Chordata; Actinopteri; Centrarchiformes; Sinipercidae. Bases 211 to 1428 code for a protein of 405 amino acids. Gene Ontology annotation, molecular function: DNA-binding transcription factor activity, RNA polymerase II-specific; RNA polymerase II cis-regulatory region sequence-specific DNA binding. The transcript has 3 exons. Gene Ontology annotation, biological process: regulation of transcription by RNA polymerase II.